Messenger RNA from Prunus dulcis (almond), 1739 nucleotides. RefSeq names its product protein NUCLEAR FUSION DEFECTIVE 4-like. The record is from RefSeq and is a predicted model, not a curated record. The transcript has a single exon. NCBI's taxonomy places the organism in Eukaryota, Viridiplantae, Streptophyta, Magnoliopsida, Rosales, Rosaceae. Bases 9 to 1739 code for a protein of 576 amino acids. Gene Ontology annotation, cellular component: membrane.
UUAGAGAAAUGGGGGUUCAUGACACUUGGGCAGACAUCAAAGGCUUUGCUCUCCAAGUUCUUACAGGCCGGUGGCUCAUGCUGUUUGCCUCAUUUCUAAUGAUGGCUAGUGCUGGUGCAAGCUACAUGUUUGGCCUCUACUCAAAUGACAUCAAAUCUGUCCUUGGCUACAACCAAUCCACCCUCAAUAUGAUCAGCUUCUUCAAGGACUUGGGGGCCAACAUUGGCAUCUUCUCUGGCCUAAUCAAUGAAGUCACACCCCCAUGGGUGGUCUUAUCAAUUGGUGCAGCAUUCAACUUUUUUGGGUACUUCAUGAUAUGGCUUGCCGUGACAGAAAAAAUAGCCAAGCCCCAAGUCUGGCACAUGUGCUUGUACAUCACAAUGGGAGCAAAUUCACAUACUUUCAUCAACACCGGAGCUUUCGUCACAUGUGUAAAGAACUUCCCGAGAAGCCGCGGCCUCUUGAUCGGGCUUUUGAAUGGCUACAUUGGCCUGAGUGCAGCUGUGAUUGCACAGCUAUACCAUGCUUUCUAUGGUGAUGACACAAAGUCCUUCACUUUGUUUGUGGCAUGGCUUCCUUCAGCUGUUUCUCUGAUAUUUCUUCGUACGAUUCGGAUCAUGAAGGUUAUACCGCAGAAGAGAUAUUACAAGGUGUUAUGUAAAUUCCUCUAUAUCUCACUUGGAUUGGCAGGGUACUUGUUAAUUAUAAUCAUAGUAGAGCAAAAGGUGAAUUUCACACAAAUUGAGUAUGGUGGAAGUGCAGCUAUAGUGCUUUUCUUGCUCUUUCUCCCACUUGCUGUUGUUGUUGCAGAAGAGUAUAUUUCUUGGAGGACCAAGCAAUCUUUGAGCACUGAAAAUAUUGAAAUUCCAUCACCAGAUUCAACCCAUGUGGACCAAAACAAGCUUUCUUGUUGGAAACAUGUGUUUAGUCCACCAGAGAUAGGAGAAGACCACACAAUACUCCAAGCAGUGUUCAGCAUUGAGAUGUUGACUUUGUUCUUGACCACAUUGUGUGGCCUAGGCGGCAUGUUGACAAUGAUGGACAAUUUGGGUCAGAUUGGAACUGCCCUAGGAUACUCCAUGGAAAGCAUAAGCACUUUUGUGUCACUCGCAAGCAUAUGGAUUUACCUUGGAGAAGUAAUGGUGGGUUUGCUCUCAGAAAUCUUUAUCACAAAGUACAAAUGUCCAAGGCCUCUCAUGUUCACUUUCUCCCUUUUUCUGUCCUGCAUUGGUCACCUUCUAAUUGCCUUCAAUGUCCGAAAUGGUCUCUAUAUAGCUUCAAUAAUCACAGGGUUUUGCUUUGGUGGAGUAUGGCCAUUGCUUUUUUCAAUAAUUUCUGAGAUUUUUGGGCUCAAGCAUAUCUCUACGCUCAACAAUGUUGGGGCAAUGGCUUGCCCACUUGGGUCAUAUUUACUUAAUGUGAAGGUCACAGGGUAUCUUUAUGACAGGGAGGCAGAGAGGCAAUUGAGAGCUUUGGGAUUGGAAAGGAAGCCUGGGGAGGAGUUGAAUUGCAGUGGAGGGCAAUGCUUCAAAUUACCCUUCAUUAUAAUCACUGCAGUGACAUUGCUUGGUGUGCUUGUUUCCCUGGUUUUGGUGUUUAGGACUAGGAAGUUUUAUAACAGUGACAUUUAUAAAAAGUUCAAAGAUGAGAAAAGAGCAGCAGAGUCUGAAACAGUGGUGACCAAAAACCCCAAUGUUGGGCUACCGAAGUUGGAAGCUGAGAUUGAGAUGUAUGCAUGA